UCGCAAGGGGUGGGUCUUGGCAGCGCCGCCGUCGACAGCUUCUGAAGAAACCGCUGCCUCGCCUGGGUCCUUAUCCGUUUGGGUCAGCCCAAGAGGGAUAAAAGCCCGGCGGCUGGAUGGAGCUGCUCAGAGUGUUCUACAGCAGUUGCGCCAACAUGAGCUGCCUAGCCUUCCGCACGACCACCCUACUUGUCCUCUUCCUACUGCUGGCCGGGAGCGCCUUGCAGACCCAUGCAAGAGAAUUGCGUUGCAAGUGUGUGAAGGUUGUUUCCCAUAGAAUUUCCACUGGGUCCAUUGCUUCUGUGGAUUUCAUACCUGAGGGACCGCACUGCAUUAGACUUGAAGUCAUACUCACCAGGAAAGAUGGGAAACAAUUCUGCCUGAAUACGACAAUGCCAUGGGUUCAGAGGGUUGUCCAAAGAUUUACAAAGCGAAUUAGUAACCUGUGAUACAAACACUAUUGUUUGGCUGUGUAGCUGCAAGAAUAAACACUGCAACUGUGAAGAGAGAAAGAGAGAAGGAAGGAAGAAAAAAAAUUGACGGAAGACGACAACCCAAAGAUUUAAUUAUUCCUUUAGUGGUUCCAACUUUGUUGUAUUUAUUAUUCAAAUAUGUUAAUGUAUUUAUUGCUAUCUCUCUAUAUCAGUAUUUCUUGGUCAUAGCCAUAUUAAGAUGUGUGGACUUCAACUUACAGAGUUUCCAUACACUUAAAAUUCCAGUGCCACGCUUUUGUGAAUCUAAAUUUCUUCAUAUCAGAUAUAUGAAAGGAAUAGCAAAUAGCAUCGCCUGCAAUACUUGUUACUCCCCUCCGUCGUUUCUCUUUCUCUCUCUCUCUGUCUCUCUCUCUAACACACACACAGAGAGAGAUAUUUGAUUGCUUGAAAGGGACAGACACACAUCCCACAAUCUUUCAGAAUUAUCUGCCUUUUUGUCCUUUUCUCAAGCAGCAGCAACUGGGUAGAGCCCGGGGGGUGGGGGAGCUGAUUCCGAUGGAUCACAUGGCUUUCUGCCUCAUUGCCGGAAAUAUCUGGAGAGACAAAUUUCCCAGUCUUCGCUGGAUCAGCUGAUCUGCAGGCCGCAGUUAAGGGGCCAAGGUGACCGGGGAAGAGAAGGGCUGCCUCCUGGGCUGCCCACACCUACUCCCUUCACUAGGGCUUAUUUUGGGGGUAGGCCUUAUAUUGGGCCUACCCCAAAAAAAUCAGAAGGGCUUACUUUCGGGGUAGAUUGUAUUUUGGGGAAAACAUGGUAUUCAAUGCAAUCUACAUGAGAUAUUUAUAAUCCAUGACUUGUAGUCAUUUGUUUAGUGAUUGUUCAAAGUUAUAACCCUGAAAAAAGUUAUUUACAACUGAUCCUCACACUUAUGGCCAUUGCACCAUCCCUGUGGUCAUGUGAUCUGAAUGUAGGCACUUGGUAAGUGGCAUUUAUUUAUGACAAUUGCAACAUCCUGGGAUCAUAUGAUCACCAUUUGCAAUCUUUGCAGCUAAUUUCCAACAAGCUGGAUUCAUUUAAUGACCGCAUGAUUCACUAAACAGCUAUAGAGAUUUGUUUAAUCGUGGCAAAAAAGAUUAUAACUUUGGGCACUUAAUCAUUUAACAAUUGCCUUGCUUAGCAACAGAAAUUCUGGACCCAACUGUGGUCUUAAGUCAAGGACUACUUCUGUUACACAUUGAAACUAAUGAAUGUUGAUUGCCUUCUUGAAUGUAAUAAUAGGUUAUGAGCCAUAGUGGAAUUUAUUAAAAAAAAAGUGGGAUAUAAAACUAUUAAUACGGUAAUGCAUACCAAAAAGUAUAAGCAGAAAAGUACCCUAUACUUUCCCUGCCAGCCUUUUUGGACCCUAUUCAUUUCAAUGGAGCUUACUAAAGGCUAAAUAAGGGCGGGGUAUAAAUGUAAACAAAAAAAAAAUGCAACAGCCACAUAAAAGCAUUACCAUUGACUAAUACUUAUUUCAUAUUUCAUAAUCAUAAGUGGGUGGGUUUUUUUGAAAAUUUGAUGACUUUGUAUUUUCAGUGAAUGUUUUAGAAAGUGUUUCAAUAUGAAAAUUUAUGUGGAAAUGUUAAGCAAUGUUUUAAAACCACUUAAUAUUGUUUUUAGGUCUUUACUGCAUCUUGUAUUGCCAAAUUACUUUGAGGCUUGGUGGAUCUGUUGUUUCUGGAAUACUAAAAAAUAUAAUCUUCAAUGAAGCCACAAAGUACAAACUAAACAUUUAAAAGUAUGCAACCUGGGGCUGAUUUAUAUUUAUCACUUUGGUGCAUGAAAUUUAUAUCUGGUAAUUAAUUUAUCAAUGCUCAAUAGUCCAGUUUAGAAAUAUUAAUCAAUUAUCUACAUGAUAUUCUUUUUUAUAUUGCCUCUUGGACCAAGUGAAUCAUCAAGAUAAUAUGUGAUACAUUAUUAUUUUAUAUAUUACAAAUUUAAUGAAUUGAUAACAAGCUUUACAUCGAGGGGGGCUGUGUAGAGAGAGUCUCCUCCUUUAAAUUCCUGGGAGUCCAUCCCAGCGAAGACCUCACCUGGAAAAAUAACAUGAUCCAGGUUGCCAGGAAGGCUCAACAGAGACUCCAUUUCCUUAGGGUCUUGCAUAAAAACAAGGUGGAACAACAACUGAUGACCUUCUUUUACCAGUCCACAAUAGAAAGCGUUCCUCACUUAUUCCAUCAUGAUAUGGCAUGCCAGUUUGACAGCCGCGGAUAGAAAAACAUUACAGAGGGUGGUGAGCACAGCACAAAACAUUGUGGGCUGUCCCCUGAUACCACUAGAUGAGAUUGCUAGGGCUCACUGCUUUAGAAGAAUGAGAAAAAUCCUCAGGAACAACUCACACCCUGGUCAGCACUCCUUUACUGUCCUACCAUCUGGAAGGAGAUACAGAAGCAUAGCCAGCUGCACGAACAGGCUGAAGAACAGUUUUUAUCCAUGGGCUGUCAGAUUCCUGAAUGUGAAAUAACAUCAUAUCUACAUAGUAUGAUGGACUUGCAAGGCCGGUGCAAUGUGUAACAUGUUCACACUGGUGCAAUAGGACUGGGUGUCUGUUAAUAUGAUUUAUUGAGUUAGGGAUUUUCUGUCUUCACUGUGAGUUGUUUUGUGUUGGGGGGGGGUGCACUGAGGGAGUUCAACCAAUCUCAUUGUAAAUAUGUUGUGCACUGACUAAAAUUCAGAAAUCUAUAAUUUUUUAAAAAAUAGCUGCAGGUAAUGUAAAAUAAUUGAAUAUCAUGAUAGCAUGUCUUUUAAAA
This is a messenger RNA of Ahaetulla prasina, 3221 nucleotides long. Its product is annotated as interleukin-8-like. The record is from RefSeq and is a predicted model, not a curated record. Lineage: Eukaryota; Metazoa; Chordata; Lepidosauria; Squamata; Colubridae. Gene Ontology annotation, cellular component: extracellular region. The coding region runs from base 117 to 449 and encodes 110 amino acids. The transcript is spliced from 4 exons. Gene Ontology annotation, molecular function: CXCR chemokine receptor binding; chemokine activity. Gene Ontology annotation, biological process: inflammatory response; antimicrobial humoral immune response mediated by antimicrobial peptide; chemokine-mediated signaling pathway.